ACAAUUGGCUGAUUGAACCUAAUCAGUCGAGCGAUUGAGGAUUAUAUCACGCGGUACAAACGCUUCAUGUCAUUACACUUACCGGAGACACAGCUGGUAAACAUCCUUUGCAAAUACACUGGCGCAGGAACCCAACUCAUUACUCAAUGGUUCAAGACACACUACAGCGGUAAGCUGUUUGUGACAUACAAAUGGCCAAGAAAUUCGGGACAGACAUGAUUCCAUUCAUAAGCUCGCUUCAACUUAUCCGCCGCAACAGAAGCCCGCAAGUGACAAGAGGAAGACCUUAUGCUUGAAAUUAUUGAAAGGCAAAGAAUAUGGGAGUGGGUUUUGGCCGAUCAAAUCGGAGGAUGGAGCCACGGAGAUAAUUCAGCAACAAAACUGGGUUCCAGGUAUCCUCCUUCACUCUAUCAAGGAAUGAAUUGGGUACAUAUUUACGCCAAGGCAAAUCCCGAGUUAUUUCCAAACUAUUUUCAACACCACAACUUGAGUGUAUGCCCACAACUCCAGCCUGAUGUACGCGACAACAUCACAGCAUACAUAUUCCCUGAUUUUGCGGCACAAACGAAAACCGAACCAGCCAGAGCAGUUGGUCACCGCGAACACACUGGCAAUCCGUCAACUCAGUCUCUACACCGGAUUCAUCUGAAUUCUAUUCACCUCAGAAGCGAUAGGCAGGCGACACUCCUCACAGACGGACUUACAAAUUAUGUAUGGUCAACAAUGACAAACUAUAAGAGAUCAUUAUGGGAGGAAAACAAAGAACAAACUCACUCUGAAUACCUCCCAUCAAGUGAUAUUUAUAACCAAGGACAAUGGAACCGAAUUACCAUCAACAAAGCUAAAAGAAGAACUCAACGUGGUUGUAGAGGAUAUACCAGCACACACUUCUCAUUUAAGCGAGCGAGCCGAACGAAUGAAUGGAGUAAUCACACAGAUAGUAUUAUCUAUGUUGGUUAGUGCUGCAAAGAAAGACGUCAUCCGUGAGCUAUUGCAAUUACUAGCGAUCAAACAUGCAGUGUUGAUGCACAAUACCACCCCAGACGCACAAGGGUUAUACCCCUAAACAAUUGAUCCAAGGACGCCAACCUGGUUUCUCCGUAAACACACUAAUCUCUGGAUGCGACGUGCUCAUUAAAUUGCCAAAUGAGAAGGAAGUCAAGGAACGUAAGCUCCAGGAUCAAAGAAUUAAGGGCACUUAUGUCGGGUCACAUAUCCCCAACAGCAAGGUGCAUAGUAUAUGGGUUAAUUACAAAACACCGGCUAAAAAGAUGAAGGUUCAUCAUCGACAACGUGUUCUUUACGAAAACG
Molecule: messenger RNA, 1311 nt
Organism: Metschnikowia bicuspidata var. bicuspidata NRRL YB-4993
Lineage: Eukaryota; Fungi; Ascomycota; Pichiomycetes; Serinales; Metschnikowiaceae
Exons: 1
Coding region: 289-960 (223 amino acids)
Source: RefSeq, a predicted model, not a curated record